Lolium rigidum is the source of this 2149-nucleotide messenger RNA. RefSeq names its product putative pentatricopeptide repeat-containing protein At3g23330. The transcript is spliced from 2 exons. NCBI's taxonomy places the organism in Eukaryota, Viridiplantae, Streptophyta, Magnoliopsida, Poales, Poaceae. The record is from RefSeq and is a predicted model, not a curated record. Gene Ontology annotation, molecular function: protein binding; RNA binding; zinc ion binding. Gene Ontology annotation, biological process: RNA modification. Bases 56 to 1600 code for a protein of 514 amino acids.
GGCAGGACAAUCAGAGUCGGCUGCAUUUCACAGCGCGCGGAAGGUGUUUGACGAAAUGCCCGAGAAAGACACGGUGUCCUGGAACACGCUGGUGCUGUGGUGCGCGGAGAACGGGAGGCACCAAGAGGCUCUGGGAUUGAUCAGGGAGAUGUGGGGAGACGGGUGUAAGCCCGACUCAUUUACCUUGUCGAGCGUGCUGCCGAUCUUUGCCGAGCGCGCCGAUGUCCGGAGGGGGAUGGAAGUGCAUGGCUUUGCGACCAGGAACGGCUUUGCUGAUGAUGUGUUCGUCGGGAGCGGCUUGAUCAACAUGUACGCGAAUUGCACUCGGACGGAUUACUCAGUCAGGGUGUUUGACAAUCUCCCGGGGCGAGAUGCCAUCCUGUGGAACUCGAUGCUUGCAGGGUGUGCACAGAAUGGGUCGGCUGAGGAGGCUCUUGAAAUAUUCCGUCGUAUGCUGCAUUCUGGGAUCAGACCUAUGCCCGUGACUUUCUCGAGCCUCAUACCUGUCUGUGGGAACCUGGCCUCGCUGCAUCUCGGGAAGCAGCUGCAUGCGUAUGUGAUAUUUGGCGGGUUAGAUGGUAAUGUGUUCAUAACCAGCUCCCUGAUUGACAUGUACUGCAAAUGUGGGGACGUUAGCACUGCUCGUCACAUCUUUGACCGGAUUCAGUCACCUGACAUUGUAUCAUGGACUGUGAUGAUCAUGGGACAUGCAUUACAUGGUCCAACAAGAGAAGCUCUGGUGUUGUUUGACAGGAUGGAGUUGGGAAAUGUCAAGCCUAACGAUAUCACCUUCUUAGCAGUCUUGACUGCAUGCAGUCAUGCUGGAUUGGUGGACAAGGGUUGGAAGUACUUCAACAGUAUGUCAGACCAUUAUGGCAUUGUUCCUUCCCUUGAGCAUCACGCAGCACUUGCAGACAUCCUUGGCCGUGCGGGGAAGUUAGAAGAAGCAUAUAAUUUCAUCUCUGAGAUGCCAAUAAAACCAACUGCAAGUGUCUGGUCUACCUUGUUAAGGGCAUGCAAGGUCCAUAAAAAUACUGUCUUAGCUGAGGAAGUUGCCAAAAGAAUCUUCGAGCUUGAACCUAGGAGCAUGGGAUCUCAUGUAAUUUUAUCAAAUGCGUAUUCGUCCUCCGGCAGAUGGAAUGAAGCAGCCCACCUGCGAAAAUCUAUGAGAAAGAAGGGCAUGAAGAAGGAACCAGCUUGCAGCUGGAUUGAAGUGAAGAACAAAAGGCAUGUGUUUGUAGCUCAUGAUAAGUCCCAUCCUUGGUAUGAAAGGAUUAUUGGUGCACUUAAUGUUUUCUCAGAGCAGAUGGCACGUCAAGGGUAUGUUCCCAAUACAGAGGAUGUUUUCCAGGAUAUUGAGGAAGAGCAGAAGAGCCAUGUGUUAUGUGGUCACAGUGAGAAACUUGCAAUGGUAUUUGGUAUUAUAAGUACACCACCUGGAACGACAAUUCGUGUAAUGAAGAAUCUCCGAGUUUGUGUUGACUGCCACACGGUAACAAAAUUUAUUUCAAAGAUAGUUGGGAGGGAGAUUGUUAUGCGUGACGCAAACCGUUUCCACCAUUUUAAGGAUGGGAAUUGCUCCUGCGGGGACUUUUGGUGAUUGAGCUAAAGUUCGGUAUCGCUUCAUGCUCAUGAUAGUUGGGAGGGAGAUUCUUAUGCGUGAUGCAAACCGUUUUCCACCAUUUUAAGAAUGGCAAUUGUUCCUGCAGACACUUUGGAUGAUUGAGCUUAAGUUUGGGCUCACAUCAUGUUCAUGACAUGAGUUCCUAUUGCACAUGCCCCUCUGUUCCCAGGAUAUGCCUUUUAGACCAUGGUAUUAUUUCUGGAAAAAGUGCCAGGGCAAUGAAGGUUGCUUGAACUUCACUAGACAUAUAUCAUGUGUUCUUCGAGUGGGGAGGCAGUCUGUUUUUUCUGAACUUACAAUACUAUGAUGAUAGCAUUUUUUGCAGACACAAUAGCUAAACUAGAGCCAUCUGAACAUCAAAACAUAACUAUAUGUAUUUGGCCUUUUAACAUAUUGGUAUUCCAGUCUUCGGAAAAAUAUAUUCAGGUUUGGGUCGCCCAGGAGCCAGACAAACAGAGAACCUUCACCUGUCCUCUUGUCGGCCAAACUUACGGUAUAAAUACAGCAUCCUCAACUCGGCUCAAG